UGAUUUGAAAAUCAUUAGGUAGACAUCAAUCAGCAUUUUCCUGUUUGGACUUGAGUCGCUUCUUCUUCACUGUAGUGGUGCAUGCUCUGCAUAUUCUGGUGCGACAGAUUUGUUUAUCCUGUAGGCACGAAUGUCCAUGUUAGACUUCUGACAUUAUGAGAAAAGAGCAUUGAUCAUCAAUCUGCACAGAGCAACAAACAUCACUAGCACAGGUGUGUGUAUUUGGAGUUGCCAUGGUGAUCGUCCAACUCUUACUUCUCCUCUCAGCCUUUUCUGCCACAGCCCAUCUACGAACAUUAUUUAUAAUUGAGCCACAGAUUGUGAGCAUGGCUGAGGCUCAGGUGGCCUGCAAAAAAAAAUACAAUGACCUCGCCAGUGUGUACAACAAUGAAGACAAUGCCAAUCUGGCUCAGUUUCUCAAAAUAAAACGAAAGGCAUGGAUUGGCCUUUAUCGACAUCAGUCCAGUGAUAAAUGGUCUAAUGGAGAUGAUGUUACAUUCAGUAAUCUGACCGGGGUCUGUGGGUCAGGGUCCUGCUGCGCUGCUAUGAAGGCUGAUGGUUCAUGGGAAAGUCUAAACUGCAUAGAGAAAAGACAUUUCAUGUGCUAUAAACAAGAUGUUGGUAAAGAAACCAAUUAUUAUAUAAUCUCUGGGAAUAUGAGCUGGUAUGAAGCUCAGAGUUACUGCAGGAAGAACUACACUGACCUGGUCAGCAUCAGAGAUCAGAACCAGAAUGAAGCAGUGAAGACAGAAGGGCUGACCAGCAGCGUAUCCAUCUGGAUCGGCCUGCUGCGUGAUGAAUGGAAGUGGACUGAUGGAGGACGCUCUGCCUACAGAAACUGGGCAACUGAUCAGCCUCGACCAUCAUCAUCAGACUGUGUAGUAAUGAUGAAUACUACAAGUGAAUGUGGGAAAUGGUAUUCAGUGCCAUGUAGUAAUGCUGAGUCUGCUUUGUGCUAUUUUAUAAAUACCACAGAUGUUCCACCUACAGUGCCGGAUGGUCUCAAUAUCAGUGAGAAGAAAAUUGUUUACAUGACUGAGGCUCAGGCACCUUGCAUAACAAACGACACUAACCAUAUCAUUGUGUACAGUGACAAUGACAAUGCUGAGCUGGCUUUGAAGAUUGAAAGUGGCAAAAAAGCCUGGCUUGGGCUCUGUCGCGGUCAGUCCAGUGAUAAAUGGUCUAAUGGAGAUGAUGUCACAUUCAGUAAUCUGACAGGGGCCUGUGGGUCAGGGUCCUGCUGUGCUGCUAUGAAGACUGAUGGUUCAUGGGAAAGUCUUAAUUGCACAGAGAAAAGAAAUUCCAUGUGCUAUAAGCAUGAUACUGACCUCAUCCUCAACUACCAUUUAAUCCUUGACCCCAUGAGCUGGUAUGAAGCUCAGAGGUACUGCAGGAAGAGCUACACUGACCUGGUCAGCAUCAGAGAUCAGAACCAGAACGAAGCAGUGAAGACAUCAGCGAUGACGAGGAACACGUCCUUCUGGAUCGGCCUGCUGUGUGAUGACUGGGAGUGGACUGACGGAGGACGCUCUGCCUAUAGAAACUGGGCGACUGGUCAGCCUGAAGUAAACUUAAACUGCACGGUAUUGACGAAUAGCAUAGACCAUGAUGGCAAAUGGUAUUCAGUUGCAUGUGAUCCAUCCUACCUUAAUAACACCGCAGGCAUCAGAACGCAUUUCCACAUUGCUACUGGGUUUUGCUUCAUCUUUUUUACACUGCCUUCGAUGUUUUACAACAGCAUCUGUUAAAAGAGUCUGUUGAAAGGGUAAUAAGAGCUACAUAAAAGCCAUAAUCUAAAGUUCACAUCUUAACUUUUUUUAUGGCUCCUAUUACUGCUUUUCCACAACUUUGAGAGCAGUACUGCCAAAAUCAGACACCAUGCAUGCUUCAUGUAUGCCAGAUUAUGUAGGCCUUUUUACACCAGCUGUGAAAAGUUUUGUUCAGACUUUUAUCCAGAGUUCCUUAACACAAGUUUCUAAGAACACAAGGUGCCACGAACUACUGGACAGGCCUGUAAAACACCUCAGGAAAGGUUCUGUCAGGAAAGUUUUGCAUUGAGACGCAACAACAUCUGUAAUUUUUUUUGCAUACAUUAAAUAAAGCAAAUCAUAACUGUC
Messenger RNA from Pygocentrus nattereri (red-bellied piranha), 2117 nucleotides. RefSeq names its product macrophage mannose receptor 1-like. NCBI's taxonomy places the organism in Eukaryota, Metazoa, Chordata, Actinopteri, Characiformes, Serrasalmidae. The transcript is spliced from 6 exons. The record is from RefSeq and is a predicted model, not a curated record. The coding region runs from base 234 to 1748 and encodes 504 amino acids.